AUGAGCUCUGUAUUACAACCAAAGAUUGAUCCUUCUAUAUUGGAUAAGUAUAGACCAAAGAUUGAAGUUGAUCAAAGAUACAGAGCACCAGAUGCAUUACUAAAGAAAAGAACAUCUGCAAGUUUGUUGGGUAUCAUUGAAGAUGAUGAUGUAAAGAGACCGACAAAGUCAACUGUAAAGAGAACAAGAGCAUCAAUCGAUGAGAAUGAUGACCAUGAUAGAGAGAAAAAGGUAGCGAGAAAGACACCUGUAACCACAAAGAAGCCAUCAUCGACGGCGACAAAGAAGAGUCCAGCCAAACCAAGACAACCUGCUCGUCGCAAGGAUGAUGAUAGCAGUAGUGAAGAUGAACGACGCAGACACAAAACACCAUCACAGCCAAACAAACAGCUGUUGGAAUCAAAGAAUGACUUUAUGUGGGGAGUAUCUAUCAAGAAGGGCAAUGCAGGUGAAUCACUCCCAGUCAAACUGAACAACAGCAAUGGCAGCAUAAACAAUAAUCACUCAAAGAGUAGCUCUGGAUAUAGUAACGGCAGCGGCAGUCAUCAUCAUUCAGACUCAAUGAAAUCAAUUAGUGGCAGUAGCAGUAGCAGUGGUAAUAGUACACAGAGCAAGACACAGAACACUCGACCAUCAUCAUAUUCAUCAUCAUCGUCAUCAUCAAUGACACAAAGUACCCGACCAUCAUCGUCAUCAUAUUCAUCAUCUUCUUCAUCAUCGUCAUCGUCAUCAAAGUCAAUGAGUAAUGGACAUUCGAACAACAAUCAUGACAAUGGAAGAAGAAGUGAUUCACUCAGAUCAUCAAAGGACUCGCAUACAAACACAAACAUGAGACCCAAGUCAAGUCAGUCCAAUCCACCUAUCAAACCAUCAUCAACAUCACUUUCACAUUCUGCACCAUCACCUCCACCAAUCAAGUCGAACCCAACCAUUGUAAAGGUGACUCCAAAGGAUCAAUUCCCAGCCUCUCAAUGGUCCACUAAAGGAGUUGCACCAAAGACUCUGCACAGCCCAACCGUCCAACCCAAGCAACAACAAUCAAACAUGCCACCACCUUCUUCCAAACAAUCAAACGGUGCACCUCCAAGGAGUCAGAUGUCGAACAAUUCAUCAUCAAACAACAGAGACAACUACUCCUCUUCAUCUUCGUCUUCAUCAAAUCGUCCAAUCAGCAAGACGUCCGAUGACAGACGUCCAAUGUCCUCGACAUCUAAGAGCUCAGAUCGUGGACAUUACUCUUCACACAAUACAUCGUCAUCAUCAAGGCCAAACCAAAGCAGGCCAUCUCAAUCAAGCCAAAACAAUGUCAAGAAGCAAUCACAUGGUUCCUCUUCCUCUUCUUCCUCCAGAAGACGCGACUACUCUGAUGAGGAAGACGACUCAGAGGAUGAGUAUGACGAUGAGUACUCUGAUGACUUUGUUGUGGAUGGCAGUGGAGAUGAAGACGAUGACGAAGAGCCCAGCAGGGGAUACUCAUCCGAGCUCCAAAAGGUAUUGUCUGGAAUGCGUGGAUUUAGCACCAGAAGAGAUUAUGAUGACGACGACUUUGACGACAGAUCAAUGGAGGCUCGCUACGAUGAGAUUGUAGAAGAGGAGGAGCGUUCAAGUCGCUAUGCUGCCAGCGAGGAUCGUUUGGCCGAAGAAGAGGAACGUAGACAUCGUCGAGAGAAAGAGAUGCGAAAGAAAAGACAAGGAAGACUGUAA
This is a messenger RNA of Acytostelium subglobosum LB1, 1704 nucleotides long. RefSeq lists its product as hypothetical. The record is from RefSeq and is a predicted model, not a curated record. The transcript is spliced from 3 exons. NCBI's taxonomy places the organism in Eukaryota, Evosea, Eumycetozoa, Acytosteliales, Acytosteliaceae. Bases 1 to 1704 code for a protein of 567 amino acids.